CUCUCUUCUCUCUGUGUGCACAAUUCUUCUUUCUCUCUUUGUGUUACCCGAACUGUUGUCCACCUGGGAUAUACUUGACUGAUACCUUUAACCAUAUUUAUAAACACGUACACGAACACACUUGAACACACGCAUACAAAGCACACAUAACGUCGGAACAAGCAAUAAAAAAAUUUCCUCCCAAAUGAGUUGGAAUGUCCAAGACAGUAUUGAAAUUGGUCUGUCACACCUCUACGAACAUUCACCAGGAGAAGCUUACGAAUGCUUCACCUCGGCUUUGAAUCUCGAGCCCAACAAUGAAGCCGCGCUUCACUACCGUGCUCAAGUCGCCAUGCAAUUAUACGACAAGCGACGCGACACUGCAUUGGACGACAUUGAAGCCGCCAUACGAGCCAAUCCAUUCAAAGGCGAACUCUACCUCCUCGAAAACGAAAUCCUCCUCAGCAAGAACGCAUAUCCAGAAGCGCUUACGCGACUCAAGAAAGCUCCCUUUAAAAUCUUCCACAAUGACCCGAAAAUCACAGAGAUACGCGAAUUGUACGAAAGGCAAGAAAGGGCCCAGCUCAACCAUGUGGUCAAGAUGCCACCCGAAGUGAUAUACGGAAUCUUGAUGGCCUUGCCGUUCUCGUCGCGUGUAAAGUGUCUGGCCGUGUCCCGGCAGUGGCGAGAGACGUUCAGCAGGAUACCCGACUUGUGGCGUGAUCUCGACUAUUACUCGGUCUUGCUUGAUAAAAGGACUAGGAACUUGACGAAUCAUUAUCAUCCUUACACUACGUAUAACGAUCAUGUUCGGACAUCGGUGCAUCAUUCCGAAGGCAGCGUUGCGGCUAGUUUAGACCUGUUUAUGCAGUGGGCGGACGUUCGAAAACUCAGAAUUCCUUUGACAAACAGUGUCAUUGAAAAACUCGUUCAACGACGCCCGGCUUUGACUGAAGUCGGUAAGUAUUUUGAUUAGCAGUAAAGGUGCUUUAUUAGUUACUAAUUAACAACAAGGAUGAGGAAAAGUAAGGGAGAGAAGGAGAGUAUAUGCGGUGCAUUGAUUGGAUGUGUGGGGGGAUCAGAAGGAGGAAAAAAGGGGAAGAUUAAUGCGCUAAAAUACAAAAAAAAACCUCCAUUGUUCUAUGAUAGCUUUCAUGGGUGGCAUGACUACUGUCGAUCCUCUCGU
Zychaea mexicana is the source of this 1165-nucleotide messenger RNA. RefSeq lists its product as uncharacterized. The coding region runs from base 185 to 955 and encodes 256 amino acids. The transcript has a single exon. Gene Ontology annotation, molecular function: protein binding. The record is from RefSeq and is a predicted model, not a curated record. Lineage: Eukaryota; Fungi; Mucoromycota; Mucoromycetes; Mucorales; Lichtheimiaceae.